AUGCCUCGAUGGCGUCGGCUACUUCGAGUCAACGUCCACGGCUUCUCCCCAAGAUCGUUUAGCAGCGCGGCAUCAGAGAGGGUAGAGGUAAGAUGCGGUUCUGCAGGCCACGUCACCAUCGACCUAUUCAACGUCCCUGGACGUCCUACAUCUGAGCCCCUAUUGAUACACUUGCCUCCUUUCCCCCAAGCUGAUGGCUCAGCAUGCAAACUGCCAAUAUUCCUCCAAAACCGACCAGUCGCCAGCAUAAAUUACCGAUGGAGACCCUUCUCGACCCCCUCAAAGGAAAGCAAAGUCUUCAGCCCGUUGCAUUGGCCGACACCGGUCCACGACACCGCGUUCGCCUUUGCAUGGCUAGUCGAAAGCUUGGCGCCGCCCAAGCACGACAGGCGCGACAUUUACAUUUACGGAUCAUACCUUGGCGCCAGCUUAGCCGCGUCUCUGGCUCUCACGGAAGCUCAUACGCACGCAAGGUUCGGCGUCAGAGGCCUCAUCGCUUACAAUGGCGUAUACAAUUGGACAAUGUUUCUCCCAGAUCACCGAAUCAACAAACCACCCAAAAGGACCAAGGUUGCAGCAGCUCCCCCAGGACCUGCAGAGGGGUCGCAGUUACAUAGGCUGCAAGAGCGCAUGCCGGCCAUGUUUGAUGCGCCGUCAAAUCUGUUUGAUCCGUUUGCGAGCCCAAGCCUGUUCUUCCACAGUCCAGGCUUACUUGUGCCGCAAUCAUUCUUCAUGACAUUGGAGCAUUCGGCCCUCAUUGAAAACAUGAUGAACGACGAGGAAAUCCCACCGCUUAAGCCCAUCAAAGCACCAAGAAAAUCCCACCUAGUCUUUCCGCCAAGACAAUCGACGCUCAAAAUCCCCGACACUCUUCUACUAUUUGACUCUGCUCCACUGCCUGUCCCAAAGCCAUCUACCAAGCCAAAGAGCGCACGACCAAGGAAACGUGCAAAGCCAAAAGGCCAUAGUUUCGGGGCCCAGGCAGCAGAGCUGGCCGAACUAAUGAGGCGAAGCGUCGACGUUGUGGAAUUGAAGGAGCGGAGCAAAUGGGAUGAAGACGUACAUACCCGCGUCGAUGAAGCACUCAGACGGGUGCAGGUCAUGGAUGUAGGGCUGGAAAGAGACGGUGUAGAACUCGGGGAUGCAGGACACGACGCCGUAACGACAUGGCUAGAAAGCCGAUGA
Metarhizium album ARSEF 1941 is the source of this 1185-nucleotide messenger RNA. RefSeq lists its product as uncharacterized. NCBI's taxonomy places the organism in Eukaryota, Fungi, Ascomycota, Sordariomycetes, Hypocreales, Clavicipitaceae. Bases 1 to 1185 code for a protein of 394 amino acids. The record is from RefSeq and is a predicted model, not a curated record. The transcript is spliced from 2 exons.